AUGACUAAUACAAAAGUUAUAAAAAUUAGAGAUAAGACUGAGCGAUAUGAAAAUUUUAGUAAAACAAAACUCCUAGGUUUUUUGAAGACACUAGUAUUUGAAUUGGAUACCGAAUAUAUAAACCUCGAAGAAAUAGUAAAUAAAGUUACUGAUGGGUUGCCAGACUUAAUCACAGUGAAAGAUUUAUUAGAAUUAUUAGCAGAAUCAAUUGCCACCAAAAUUAUUUAUCAUCACGAUCAUUCAAUAUUAGCAGGAAGAGUGGAGGCAGUUAAUUUACAAAGAAUGGUUGGUUUUAAUUUCAGCAAUAAUGUUAUCCGAAUGAGAAAUUAUAAAAGUAGCAAAACUGGAAAAAGUUAUGGUGUAGUUUCCGAUGAAUAUUUUAAGACUGUCAUGGAACAUAAAUAUAUAUUGAAUUCGAUUAUAGAUAGCAAAAGAGACUUCGAAUUGACAUAUUUUGGGAUUAAAACAUUACAAAAUUCAUAUUUGUUAAAGUUGGAUGAUGUUGUUAGUGAAACACCUCAGUUUAUGUUUUUAAGAGUUGCCAUAGGCAUUCAUGGUAAUGAUAUUGAUAGUGUUAUAGAAACUUAUGAAUUAAUGUCGAAGAAGUAUUUCAUACAUGCAUCACCGACAUUAUUUAAUUCAGGAACUGAAUAUAAUUAUUUAUCUUCUUGUUUUUUACUUGCCAUGGAAGAUGACUCAAUAGACGGUAUUUACAAAACAUUACAUAAGUCUGCAUUAAUUUCUAAAGCAUCUGGAGGAAUUGGGCUACAUGUACAUAAUAUUAGAGGAAGUGGAUCAUAUAUUUCUAGUUCUAAUGGAACUUCAAGUGGCUUAGUGCCUAUGUUGAGGGUUUUUAACAACACAGCGAGAUAUGUUGAUCAAGGAGGUAAUAAAAGACCCGGAGCAUUCGCCAUUUAUAUUGAACCAUGGCACUGUGACAUCAUAAGUGUAUUAGAUUUAAAAAAAAAUCAUGGGAAGGAAGAGAUGAGAGCAAGAGAUUUGUUUUAUGGGUUAUGGAUACCUGAUUUAUUUAUGGAGAGAGUAAAAAAAGAUUUAGAUUGGUCUCUCUUUUCUCCUGAUGUUAGUCCUGGAUUAAGUGAUUGUUAUGGAGAUGAAUUUAGAAAUCUCUACGAAAAUUAUGAGAAGUCAGGAAAAGCUAUAAGUACUAUUAAAGCACAAAAGCUAUGGCGUGCAAUUCUAGAAUGUCAAACUGAAACUGGUGGCCCCUACAUGUUGUUUAAGGAUGCAUGUAACAUGAAGUCGAACCAAAAGAACUUAGGAACUAUUAAAUCAUCUAACCUUUGUUGUGAAAUUAUUGAAUAUUCAUCGCCCGAAGAAACAGCGGUUUGUAAUUUAGGUUCUUUAGCUUUGCCAUCAUUCAUCAAGAGUCAUAAUGAAUUAGAAUAUGAUUUUGAUAAACUUCAUUCAGUUACAAAAGUAUUAGCCAAAAAUUUGAAUAAGAUAAUAGACACUACCAAAUACCCUAUUGAAAGUGCUAAACGAUCAAACAUGAAGAAUAGGCCCAUUGCAAUAGGUGUGCAGGGUUUAGCUGAUUUAUUCUUAGAAUUAAGAUUACCUUUUGAUUCUAAGCAAGCGAAAGUUUUAAAUAUCCAAAUUUUUGAGACCAUUUAUCAUGCUGCAAUUGAAGUAUCAAUUGAAUUAGCAAUCAAGGAUGGCCCAUAUGAUAAUUUUAAAGGCUCUCCUAUUUCCCAAGGAUUACUUCAAUUUGAUCUUUGGAAUCAUAAACCAUCACAGUUAUACUCUGACUGGGAUGAGUUGAAAUUUAAAGCUAAAACAUUAGGUGUUCGGAAUUCGUUACUAGUUGCACCAAUGCCUACUGCUUCAACAUCUCAGAUUUUAGGGUUUAAUGAAUGCUUCGAACCUUACACAUCUAAUAUAUAUAAUCGGAGGGUAUUAUCUGGGGAAUUUCAAGUAGUCAACAAAUACUUGAUGAAGGAUUUAAUUGACCUAGGUAUCUGGAACUCCUCUAUGAAAAAUAAAAUAAUCUUGGAGAACGGUUCGAUUCAAAAAAUACCCGUUAUACCGAAUGAAUUGAAACAGCUUUAUAGAACAGUUUGGGAAAUUUCUCAAAAAGUGAUCAUUGACCUAGCAGCCGAUAGAGGAAAAUUCAUAGACCAGCUGCAAAGUAUGAAUAUUCAUUUGCAAGAUCCAACUUUUGGCAAGUUAACAAGCAGCCAUUUCUAUGCCUGGGAAAAAGGCUUGAAAACUGGUAUGUACUAUCUAAGGACGCAGGCUGCCACUAGGGCUAUACAAUUCACAGUCGAUUUAGAUGAAUCUUCAAAGCUAGACUUACAAACAGAAGUCAACAUGGGUUCAUUAAAAAGAAAAUCGUACCAUGAAAUUGAUAAGAUUGAACAGCUGCAAAAAAAAAUUAAAUCUGAUAAAUCCAAAAUUAUAGGUAAUAAUAUAAAAAGCAAAACUCAAACCUAUAUAACACCAGAAUCAACUGGGAUUGAUAGCCCCGAUACCGCAGGAGAUAAUGAAGGGUCGUUUGACAUUUAUGACACUACACCUGUUGCUUGUGAUAUUAAGAAUGUGGCAAAUUGUGAUUCAUGUUCUGGCUGA
Molecule: messenger RNA, 2586 nt
Organism: Debaryomyces fabryi
Lineage: Eukaryota; Fungi; Ascomycota; Pichiomycetes; Serinales; Debaryomycetaceae
Gene: RNR3
Product: Rnr3p
Exons: 1
Coding region: 1-2586 (861 amino acids)
Biological process (GO): deoxyribonucleotide biosynthetic process; DNA replication
Cellular component (GO): ribonucleoside-diphosphate reductase complex
Molecular function (GO): ribonucleoside-diphosphate reductase activity, thioredoxin disulfide as acceptor; ATP binding
Source: RefSeq, a predicted model, not a curated record